UCUUUCUGUGCGGUGUACUGUACUUACGGCCGCCAUCACAUCAGCUGUGUCAACCAGUUUCAGAAUCAUAAUCAUCUAUCCCACUUCAAACAUAUCCGCAAAAAGAAAUCGUGAUCAUGUCUUUUGAAGUGUUAGAAUAUUUAUCAGCUCAUUAAAAAAAAUCCCUGUUUUCAUGGCUGAUCUGAUGGGAACGAAAGAUUAUGAGAAUGGGUUGAAUUUUUUGGAAGAAUUAACCGAAAAUGGUCAUCGAAUUCAAGAACAAGUAUUAGAGGAGAUACUGCUGAGAAAUGCUGGAACUGAAUAUCUAACUCGAUUCCUCCAUGGCCGAACUGAUAAACAACUCUUCAAAAACAAUGUACCCAUUGUUACUUACGAAGAUAUAAAGCCUUACAUCGAUCGAAUUGCCAAUGGGGAGACUUCAAAUAUCCUUUUAGCUGACCCCAUCUCCGAGUUCAUCCAAAGCUCUGGUACUUCAGGAGGGCAGCCGAAGUUGAUACCUAUGACAGCUGAAAAUUUUGAGAAAAAGACGUUAGAACUCACCCUGGUUGAUCCAGUCGUAAAAAAAUAUUUUGAUGGCUUGGAAAAAGGCAAAACAAUGAGCCUUUUUUUUGUCAAAAAAGGGAGUGAAACUCCAUCAGGUCUAACAGUGAGAACGCUCUCAUUGUGCUAUUUCAUGAGUGAUAGCUUCAAGAAAAGUGCACCUAAAAUCUGCACAAGUCCUAUUGAGACGAUUCUCUGCUUGGACCACAGGCAAAGUAUGUACUGCCAAUUGCUUACUGGUUUGCUGCAACGUGAUCAUGUUGUUUCCAUCAGUUCGAUCUUUGGAUCCGUUUUGGCAAGGAGCAUCAAGUUCUUAGAAGAUCACUGGAACGAACUGUGUUCAAACAUAAGAACUGGUUGCCUUAGUGAUUGGAUUACUGACCCUGGUUGUAGGAACGCAGUGUCAUCGAUCCUGACUAGGCCUAAUCCAGAAUUGGCUGAUACGAUUGAACACAUAUGUGGCAAUGAAUCAUGGGAAGGGAUUAUUAAGAAACUUUGGCCUGCAGCAAAAUAUAUUAAUUCCGUCAUUACCGGUACCAUGAGCCUAUACAUUUCAUUGCUUGAUUUUUAUGGUGGUGGGACCCCUUUAGUUUCACCAAGUUAUGGUUCUUCGGAGUCUACUUUCGGGAUCAAUUUAAAUCCUCUAAGCAACCCCUACGAUGUCUCUUACACCUUUCUCCCAAACAUGGCAUACUUUGAGUUUCUCCCUGUGGAUAAAGACGGGGAAGAGAAGGCUCGAGAAUCCAAUCUUGAUGGUGUUUCAAGCCAACGGUCAUUGGAAAUGACAAAUGCAAAUGGAAAUGUUGAACCUGUUGAUUUUGCAAAUGUGGAACUCGGUCAAUAUUACGAGGUUGUCGUCACAACUUUCACAGGCCUGUAUCGAUAACGAGUUGGAGACGUUCUCAAGUUAACCGGUUUCCAUAACAACUCUCCGCAGUUCCAAUUUGUCGAACGACGGAAUACUGUUUUGAGUAUUGAUAUGGACAAAACAAGCGAGGCAGACCUCUUGAAGGCCAUCGGGAACGCAAAACGCCAUCUUGAACCACUUGGUUUUGUACUGAUGACAUUCAGUAGCUAUGCGGAGACUUCAUCAAUACCAGGCCGGUAUGUAUUGUUUUGGGAACUCAAGUUCAAAGAAAGGAAUAGAUGCCUAAAACUUGAUGCCAAGAUCAAUAAAAUUGCGGCAUUAGAGUUAAGAGUGGUAAAGGUUGGAACAUUUGAUGCGGUUAUGGACUUUUAUGUAUCAAAGGGAGCUUCUAUCAACCAAUACAAGACACCUUCUUGUAUUAAAUCUGAGGAAGCUGUGAAGGUAUUGAAUUCCGGGGUGCUUGAAAAGUUUUUCAGUCCCAAAACUUUUUUUUAAGUUGAAUGAAUUUAUAUUUAUAAUCCGCAUUAA
Gossypium raimondii (Peruvian cotton) is the source of this 1936-nucleotide messenger RNA. RefSeq names its product indole-3-acetic acid-amido synthetase GH3.17. Gene Ontology annotation, cellular component: cytoplasm. Gene Ontology annotation, molecular function: acid-amino acid ligase activity. NCBI's taxonomy places the organism in Eukaryota, Viridiplantae, Streptophyta, Magnoliopsida, Malvales, Malvaceae. The record is from RefSeq and is a predicted model, not a curated record.